AUGCUCGUUGGCAACAUUAGUUUCGCCGCAGGGUUACAAAAGUGCUUCGUUUCGCGUCGUGUUUCCUCCCCGCAUCUCAAUAUUGGCGUUCUCAUUCAUCGAAUCAUUUCUCUUUUCUUUUUUUCUUUUUACCGCACUUUAGCUUUUCCCUCGCUUACUUAUGUGAAUUAUCUUUACCAUUUUCUUUUUAAAUAUGCCUUCACUUGGCUCUUUCUUAUCGCUGUUUUCUCUUCCAUAAAACUUCUUUCUUUCAUUUUGCAUUUAGUUUUCACUUUACUUCUCCCUUUAUUCUCUUUAUUGCUGCAUCCUCUCUUUUUCUCUCUGUUUUUCUCGCCCUCUCCCUUUUUCUUUAUGCGCACUUUGGCUUUUUUUCCUUUCUUCUCAAUUUCUUUUUGUUUUCAUCCUUAUUUACUAUUUUUAUUUCCAUUAUGUGUAUUCCAUUCUUUUGCGCUUUCCCCAUUCCUCUUUCUCUCUCUCUCUCUCUCUCUCUCUCGUUUUCUUUCAUUCAUAAAAUCUCUCUGUAUUUCUCUUUCCUUCAUUCAACAAAUCUGUCUGUCUGUCUCUAUCUAUCUAUCUAUCUAUCUGAAAAUCCGAAGCUUAUUUUUUCUUUCGCUUUUCUUGAAUUUUUAUAACAUUUUCCAUCAUUCAUAG
Acanthosepion pharaonis is the source of this 651-nucleotide messenger RNA. The record is from the annotation of a GenBank genome assembly. Lineage: Eukaryota; Metazoa; Mollusca; Cephalopoda; Sepiida; Sepiidae.